Acytostelium subglobosum LB1 is the source of this 1398-nucleotide messenger RNA. RefSeq lists its product as hypothetical. The record is from RefSeq and is a predicted model, not a curated record. NCBI's taxonomy places the organism in Eukaryota, Evosea, Eumycetozoa, Acytosteliales, Acytosteliaceae. Gene Ontology annotation, molecular function: DNA binding. Bases 1 to 1398 code for a protein of 465 amino acids. The transcript is spliced from 5 exons.
AUGCAAAUAGACAAUGAGCGGACAGAUGUUGAUGACACAACAGCAACAACUGCGACUGCAACAACAGGAGAUAUAUCUACACCAAUCAUUGAUACCGUUACUGGCAUAACGCCAACAACUCCUACAACAACAGACUCAGCCAGUGAUGAGGAAGAAAGAUUGUUCUUCAAACAACUCAAUGAUUUCUACAUUGCAAAUGGAUCCUUCAUGAACACUACAAAGAGACCUCAGCAAAAAGGCAAACUAAUCAGAUUGUUUGCCCUGUACAAUAGUGUCGUUGACAUGGGUGGAUACAAUGAAAUAUCGACAAGUGACUGGAAUGACUUUGGUGCACAGUUCAACAUCUCUGGCUCAGUCAAACAAGUCUAUCUCAAGUACCUCAUUGACUUUGAAAAGACAUUCUUCAAACGUGAUGACAAACCAUCAGCUUCAGCUUCGUUCAAUGAGAUGAUCAUGGAGUCGAUCGAUCCAUCCAAUGUGACAUUGGGCAACAUGCUAAAGAACUCAUUGCUAUUGGAUGGCCCUGGUGGACAAAAGAGGAAACAGAUUACACCGGCUGCUGCUCUUGCCGCUGCCAGUACCCAACAACGAUCCACCAAAAAGACAAAAGAGGAGAACUACACACAAUACGAAAAGGACUUUGAAACCACGAGGACAAUAACUUUAUUCUCCAAACAACUGUUUCGUGGCGCGAUUGAAUCACAUGUGUUGAACGCCAAGGGUGGUGAGACCAUCCAGAAGAUUGACGGCCCUGCAAGUGGCAGUGUCAACAGUAGGAGUAGACGAGGAGUGCGAGCCAAUGGCAGUCUUGCAGUGGACAACAAUGAUGUGGACAUUGAGUCGACAACACCAAUCGAAUCACCUCCUCUGGGGCAGGCACCAGUCACAAAGAAAUCCACUUCCACACCAACAACAACCAAGCGAAGAGGAGCAAAAAACAAAGAGAAUGAUGGCACUACACUGGAAGAACCAAGAAUUGACUCUAGGUCAACCUCACCUGUAUAUAAUAUCGAUACAUCACCACAAGACAAACGAAAGAGGAGCAAAGUGGAGGCGAGUGGUGAGGACAGAGAUGUAAUUAUCAACGAGGAUGAUGAAGAUGAUGACGAACAAGUCACACCAAAGAACCAGAUAAAUGUGGUCUUGGAUGAUGAUAGUAGUAGCAGUAGUAGUAGUAGUAGUAGUAGUAUUAUCAGUGUAAAUAUAGGACGCAAGAGAACAACGAAUCAACAAAAAGCACCAACAACAUCCACAACUACAACAACAACGACAUCAGCAGCAGCAGUGGACAAGAAGAAGAAACAACAACAACAACAACAAACCAAGGAUAAUGCCAAAACCAAUCCCAAUGUAACAACAAUAUCACGGCUCCAACAUGGAGGCACAACUGCUGGAUAA